UGAGGCCCCGGUCCGGUCUUUUGCCACAUGGCCGGGAGGACGGUCACCUGCAGGACACUUGACAGGAAAGUUACUAGCACACUUAACUGAAAUUCACUUGGUUUGCGUGCACUCAAUCUAGGAAAAUAAAGUAGAUCCACCUGGCGUAGCACCGGGGACAGAUUACCCAGGGGCCCAAGGCCGGGGGAUGGCUGGAAAGCCUGGAAUUAGUGUUUACGAAGUAAAUAGUGUCAUAACUUCAGUUAGAAGUUGGCUGAAUUCAUCGGAUGAGAGACUGAACGAUGUAUUUCCAAAAGUGGUGGCGGCACAGCUUUGAAUGAAUCUUCUCAGCACGAGAAUGUGUUUGCUUAUCUGCUGACCAGUAACUUUGUGGUGUCUUUACCCUCAAGAAAGUAAAGAGAAAAGAGAGAAAAGAAAGAGAUUAAAAACACACCAAGGGGAAAACGACUUCUUGAAUUUCUUUCAAAAGACAGGCGAGCUAGCUAUUAGCAAACUCCUACUACGACAGCUAGCUAGCAGCUACCUAGCUGAGAUCGACACAGCUGCUAUUGCUAGCUAGCUAGCUAACAUUUACUGCCUGAAUGUAGUAGGUGUUAGCUAGCUAGUUAUUCCCUGGAAAAUUGUUUGUUUUUUUUAAAGGCCCUAUCUCACAAUGUUAAAGAAAGUGAUAAAAUAAAAAUCCCUAGAUCCGCCCCUUUGUCCAGAUUCACCCCAAAAUGUAAUGGCUUUUUUUUCUUGACCCAUGUGACAUCCUCCCACCAAGUGUCAUAUCAAUCUGUUGACAAUCAAGCAGAACCUCCUUGGUGCAGUUCCGACAAACAGAAGAUUCAGUUCAGUGGGCCACCUCACAGCUGGAGUCUGCCCGUCUCGUGUCUGCUACCUGUAGUCUCCGGUGCGUUACAGAAGAAUGUUCCAUCUUGAUGUCAGGGCUCCUCCAGAUGUUCCGCUGCCUGGACCCGUGUGAGUCUGCGCAAUGGGCGCGCGUCAAGUGAGGGGGACCAAUAGCGCGCCUUCGACAACGUGGCUGAAGAACUAUGGCUACCUGCUGCCUCACGACGUGCGCACGUCGGACCUGCGGCAGGAGAAAGCCAUGCAGUCGGCCGUGGCGGCCAUGCAGCGCUUCUACGGCAUUCCUGUGACGGGGGUCCUGGACGAGAAGACCAUCGAGUGGAUGAGGAGACCUCGCUGUGGCGUCCCAGAUCAUCCGCACACCAGCCGCCGACAGAGGAAUAAACGCUAUGCCCUGACGGGGCAGAAAUGGAGAGAUAAAAAGAUCUCCUACAGCAUAUCCAACUUCACCCCUAAAGUGGGGGAGAAGGACACCCAGAGAGCGAUCCGACAGGCCUUCAAUGUGUGGCAGACGGUCACUCCGCUUUCCUUCCAGGAGGUGCCGUACGCCGAGAUCAAAAACGAGGGCAAGGAGGCGGACAUCAUGAUCUUCUUCGCCUCUGGUUUCCAUGGCGACAGCUCUCCGUUUGACGGGGAGGGGGGUUUCCUAGCCCACGCCUAUUUCCCCGGCGCCGGCAUCGGAGGGGACACGCACUUUGACUCCGACGAGCCCUGGACUCUGGGCAACGGCAACAACGACGGUAACGAUUUGUUCCUGGUGGCGGUUCACGAGUUGGGUCACGCUCUGGGCCUGGAGCACUCCAACGACCCCAGCGCCAUCAUGGCUCCUUUCUACCAGUACAUGGACACGCACAACUUCAAGCUGCCUCUGGACGACCUGCAGGGCAUCCAGAAAAUCUACGGUAUCCCCACGGCCAUGCUGGAGCCCACGCGGCCGCUGCCCACGUUACCCUCCCGACGGCCGCACUCCGGCUCCGAGCGCAAGCACUCGCGCCCGGCGCGUCCGCCCGGCGACCGGCCCGCGCUGCCCGGUAACGGCAAGCCCAACAUCUGCGACGGCGACUUCAACACCGUGGCCUUCUUCAGGCGCGAGAUGUUUGUCUUCAAGGACCGCUGGUUCUGGCGUCUGAGGAACAACAAGGUGCAGGAGGGCUACCCCAUGCAGAUCGAUCAGUUCUGGAAAGGCCUGCCGCCCCGCAUCGACGCCGCCUACGAGAGAUCUGACGGCAAAUUCGUCUUCUUCAAAGGCGACAAGUACUGGGUGUUCAGAGAGGUCACGGCCGAGCCGGGUUACCCUCACAGCCUGGUGGAGCUGGGCAGCUGCCUCCCCAAGGACGGCAUCGACACGGCGCUGCGCUGGGAGCCCGUCGGGAAGACCUACUUCUUCAAGGGGGACCAGUACUGGCGCUACAACGAGGAGAAGAGCACCGCCGACCCGGGAUACCCCAAACCCAUCACUGUGUGGAAGGGAGUGCCGGAUGCACCGCAGGGGGCGUUCAUCAGCAGGGAGGGCUACUACACCUACUUCUACAAGGGGAAGGAGUACUGGAAGUUUGACAACCAGAAGCUGACGGUGGAACCCGGAUAUCCAAAGUCCAUCCUGCGCGACUGGAUGGGCUGCGACCUGACGGACCUGGAGCGCUCGGGCAGCAACGGCAACCGCGGUGACCGCCAGCUGCCCCUCGACGACGUGGACAUCAUGGUGACGAUCAACGACGUGCCGACAACGGUCAACGCCAUCGCCGUGGUGAUCCCCUGCAUCCUGUCACUGUGCAUCCUGGUGCUGGUGUACACGAUUUUCCAGUUCAAAAACAAAGGUGUGCAGCAGAACACCAUGACACAGCACUACUACAAAUACCCCGUUCAGGAGUGGGUAUGACAGGCCACGUUUCCCAGGAAGAGGUCAAAGUUGACGCAUGGAGUGGUUGUCAUAUUGUUAGCUAGCUAAUGUUGGCUAAUGGACAAGAACACUAGCAAAGUACAGUGGAAAGUCAAUCCCGAAAGACACUAAUUGGCUAGGGACUCAUGUCUGUAUUGUGACACUAGCACAGGAAGAUAAGUGACUUUGUCUUUUUAAGGAUGAGCAAAGCAAAUAGUGUGAACAAAUCUGCAAAUAGGAGGAUCGGAAACAGCAGAUUCUUCAGUCUCGCCCAUCCGACUUUCGAGUGAAACGUGGUCUCAUGAAGCGAUACUGAACUUUGGCUUCUGGGAGCCACGACACGCUGCUCUGCUUCUCAGUGGAAAUAAGAUAACAGGAAGUGGAAGAAAGGCAGAGUAAACCUCUUCUGCUUCGGACAACAGCAGCUUGUAGGCGUGAACUUCUUCAACUAGUGAGUCGGAUGAAAUUUAAUCCCAAGAAAAAAAAAGAUAUGAUUAAAAAAACUAAACUUUAAACUUGAAAAUAAAUGUAGGUAGAAAGGCCAUAACAAAAAGAAAACCAAUGAUCUCUUCGCGGAUUAAUUUAUUUUCAGUUGUUUGGGUAUGUAAAACUGUCAAAGAGGACCCUUUUCUCUCUUUUAUCACCGCAUAGUACAAAAACCAUCUCCAUUAAUUCAGAUCUUGAUCAACUUUCCCUCCCUGAAUCAAACAAAAGCUGUUGAUUUAAACAGCCUGAACCGAUGCUGUCAGUAGAAUAGUGAGUCAUCAGCAUACAGCGAUAGAAAAGACUGACGACAGUCCAACAGACUUCUCAGCAGACUCAACACGUCUGCUCAUAUUUAACAUGCGUACAAUUAGAGCCUGUAUUAAUCAAGCUGCUAAAAGUAAAAUAAUAAUAAAACUGAAAUAACUUUUACUACCACUAGCAAACUUCCGUGUGAAAGAGAUCUCCAAAACUAUUCUCAAAAGAGGACUGCACACACCUUUUGAAAAAUGUUUUCAUUAAUUGUACAAAAUAUGAAAAUGAUGAAAACUACGUCAGAUAAAAAAAAAUGGUGGUAAUUUGAUCCCACUGUUUGCAUUUUAAUCUUAUGUCUAAUUGGAUGAUACACCACUGGAGGUUUUUUUUUUUCUCAGAAUUUGGUUUCAAUUUCAAACAAUUGUUUAAUUCCUAUUUAUAUACAGUAUUCUAAAUAUAUAUCAUUGUUAAUUUUACAUGUUUAUAGCUAUUUGAGAUAUCAAGGAUUUCACACAAAUAAAAUUAACCUUUUGAACAAUUAAAAUCACAUAUGUUUUUGCAGAAUGAUACCUUUUUUUUUUUUAGUGAACAGUAUGGGAGGUCUAGGGUAAAUCCUUGUGUCUGAUUGGCUCUUACUGCUCUGAAGAUGAAAUGUGAUGAACAUAACUCGACGUUACAUUGUUGUAAGUAGGAGUAAGUUAUUUGAUAAAUGUGUCUUAAUGCUCACGGAACCUUUCUAAAUCACAUUUAAUUCACAAUCACACAUAAGCUUUUUUUUAUAAUGCGUUUUUAUUUUUUAUUAUAAUGUAUUCUUAUGAUGUGGGAAUUCCGAAUUUCUCAGAUGAAAUUUCCAAUUUCCAACCUCCAAAUGUUGCUGGAGCGCAACACCAAACCUGAACAAAUAAAAAAACUGGCUGACCAGCAGUUUGUUUUUUGGCUAAUGAUCAGACAAUAUAACCGCCAUCAGUGCAGCCUCCAAAUGUUUUCUACAUUUCUUGUAUUUUUAACAUUAACGCGACAAAAAUGUGAUUACAUAUUAGGACCUGUCCACAUUGACGUCAUCAGUUUACAUGCAGAAUGUUUUAUUAAAUACAGGCGGAUGUACUCGAGGUUGCCUUUGAGUUGACGGUUUACCAUUUUCAUCUUACGCCUUUGUGGAUGCUGCCGUUGUUGUGUGACAUCCUCCGGCUGCUUCUCCGUGAAGUCGGGGGUAGAGACGGAUUUGCCCACGAGGAAGAGAACUUCCGACCUCCAUUGCACUUCAUCUGGUGGAGGAAGAUCGUAAAAUCACGACUUCCCCGAGUUGCCUGGAACGCAGCGUUUAUCGCCGUUUUUAUUAGCGGUUUGAUAAUUUACGAGCCUGGAGCUGAGCUAGUUCGGUUAAUUUCGUUCCAAGAGUUUUGUCUUUGUCCUCAUUUUUUAUCUUUCCAGAGAAAGAGAAGAAAAAAAAACGGUGCUUGGAGGGGAAUUGUGGAUGUGCAGUGAAGGAGGAAAUAGAAAGGAACAAGUGAAAGGACCGAGAGGUAGAACGAGGCAUGUUUUGAAUAGAGGAGCGAUGGAGCGGUGGUGGGUGGUGGGUGCUCGGAGGAUGUGUGGGUGUGGAUUAGUAUGCUGGCUGUGGCACAGGAACAUCAACUGGACUCAGUGAAGUUACUUCUGUUCACAAAGCUCUAAUAGGGCAGCGCAUCCCUCGCUUUAACCCUCCCAAUGCCUUUUACUCACUGUCCUCCUGUAAUCGUCUCCGUCCGUCCUCCCGUCCUCCCUCUACACCGACCUCAUCAACAGCAUCCCACAAUUUCUUUUUAUCAAUACGCAAUUUGUAUCAUCUUCAGAAUCUGGAUUCUUUCGUUAUGAUUUCAUAAGAGCUUUUAGUGUUGGUUAAAUCUGAGGCUCGUCUCCGGCUUAGUCCAAAGUGCCAACAUUUUUUUUCCUCGUCUUUGGUUCAAAGUCGUCAACACACCUUGUGUUACAUUUUGCGUCAGUGGGGACACAUUAGGGUCAAACCUCUGUGCUUGACAGAAUUAUCGAUGGCUUAUGUAUUUGUUAUUUACAGCAAUUCAACAACCUAUAAAAAAAUAACCUAUGAUUCUAAUCGCUCAGCUACACGUAUGUUUCCACUUUCAAAAAAACAUAAAUUGAUAUUUAUUAUUCAAUCUUUAGGGGGGGAAAAAUUUUUAUUUUAUUUUUUUUACAUUUCGAGAAUAAAGUCAAAAUCUCGAAAUGUCGAGAAUAAAGUUGAAAUAUAAUAAAGUCUAAAAUUGUGACCCGGCAGCACUUUUCAGCCGCACCAAACAACCGGAUGUUGACGUUUUGUUCGCCAGUUUGCUAAGCUAACACUAGCUGCUAACCACGCUGGAAAGUUGCGAUAUUAUUAUUGGCAGGCGGAAUCUGGAAGAGACGAUGCGCUGACGACGGGCGUUUGCACGUGAACGUCAACUGUGUGUCCCGACACGAUGACGUUCGCUUAGCCAGCGUAGCUUCGCUAACGUUAGUUAGCGUGGAUGUGUGACAGCUGAACUGGAGCCACAACACGGACGUUUAGGGCUAUUUGAACUUUAAUCUCGACAUUUGGACUUUAUUGUCGGAGUGUUAAAUUCUUAUGCCUGGCCGUAAUACUCUUCCGUACCUUCAUAAUCCUGAGAAGUUGUAGUCUUUAAUCCACACUGUCCAUAUUUACAUGCGCAGGCAGCAGCGUGAUUGCAGAUGCCCCUUGAGAUUUCCAUUCAUACAUUUAAAAAAUGUGACACAACAUCUGCCCCCGUACGCCUCUCUCCGCCCCCCCCCCCCCCCC
Molecule: messenger RNA, 6257 nt
Organism: Scophthalmus maximus (turbot)
Lineage: Eukaryota; Metazoa; Chordata; Actinopteri; Pleuronectiformes; Scophthalmidae
Gene: mmp24
Product: matrix metallopeptidase 24
Exons: 12
Coding region: 974-2728 (584 amino acids)
Biological process (GO): extracellular matrix organization; collagen catabolic process; proteolysis
Cellular component (GO): extracellular matrix
Molecular function (GO): metalloendopeptidase activity; zinc ion binding
Source: RefSeq, a predicted model, not a curated record